CGGCGGACGCCCGGCGCUCCCGCACCGCCAACUCCUCUGCACCCCGGCCUCGCCAUGCACUCCGCCGCCGUCCUGGCGCUUCUGUUGUGCGCCUGGCAAGUUGCUGCCCUGCCGGUGAACAGCGCUCUGAGUAAGGCAGACACUGAGGUCAUGAAGUGCAUCGUUGAGGUCAUUUCUGACACACUCUCCAAGCCCAAUCCGAUGCCUGUCAGCCAGGGGUGUUUUGAGACACUCCGAGGAGACGAACGCAUCCUCUCCAUCCUGCGGCACCAGAAUUUGCUGAAGGAGCUCCAAGACCUGGCUCUGCAAGGGGCCCAGGAGAGGGUGAGGCAACAGGAGAAGCAGAGUGGCUUUGAGGCAGAGCUCUCGGAGGUCCUGCACACCCAGAGCGACCAGGCCGCACAACCAGGGGGGACGGAGGUGGCAGCCCCAGAGGACACGGUGGAGAAAAGGCAGGACAUGCGCAGCGGGGAAGCCCCAGGUGGAGCCAGGUCACAGGUCUUCCCAGAGCCUGGGCGAGAGUCCGCAACCAACAGCACCGGCCAGACCCCUGAGGAGGUGGAGGCCCCCCACACCCAGCCCCCUCCAAGCCAGAAGCAACCAGGCACACAGGCCAACGGGGAUGGCGAGGGUCCCUCCCAGGGCCCAGGGGACGGGGACAGAGGGCUGGGUGCAGAGCAAGGACCACAGGCGAAAGGAGAAGAGGAGGAGGAGGAGGAGGAGGAAGCCAGGGCUGGAGAGAAGGCCAGCUCGGAGGAGGAAGGCCCCACGGCCGCAGGUGACACCCCAGCCAGCCGAGGCUUGGAGGAGGUCCGCAAAGGCGAGAGUAGGUCUGAGGCCUCGGCCUUGGAUGGAGCCAGGAAGACCAAGGCUGAGCCCUCCGAGGGACAGGGAGAGAGGGGGCAGGAGGAGGAGGAGCCGGCAGGAGCCCCCCCAGGCCCUACCCGGGGCAGGCCGAGCAGGGAGCCGGAGCUGGAGGAGCUGGGGGAGGAGUUCUCCAAGGAGUGGGAGGAUGCCAAGCGCUGGAGCAAAAUGGAACAGCUGGCCCAGGAGCUGACAGCUGAGAAGCGGCUGGAGGGCAAGGACGAGGAUGACGCAGACCCUGAUCCUGACCGCUCCAUGAAGCUCUCCUUCCGGUCCCGGGCCUAUGGCUUCAGGGACCCCGGGUCGCAUCUGCGGCGGGGCUGGCGGCCGUCCUCCCGGGAGGACAGCGUGGAGGCAGGCCUGCCCGCACGGGGCCACAGCUACCCUGAGGAGAAGAAGGAGGAGGAGGGCAGCGCCAACCGCAGGGCUGAGGACCAGGAGCUGGAGAGCCUGUCAGCCAUCGAGGCCGAGCUGGAGAAGGUGGCCCAGCAGCUGCAGGCUUUGCGGCGGGGCUGAGGCGCCGGUCGGCGGGGCCACCCAGGUCCCCUCCGCAACCUGUGGUCCUGGCCGUG
This is a messenger RNA of Ochotona princeps (American pika), 1436 nucleotides long. It is a transcript of the gene CHGA, whose product is annotated as chromogranin A. Gene Ontology annotation, cellular component: chromaffin granule. The transcript is spliced from 8 exons. The coding region runs from base 55 to 1380 and encodes 441 amino acids. The record is from RefSeq and is a predicted model, not a curated record. NCBI's taxonomy places the organism in Eukaryota, Metazoa, Chordata, Mammalia, Lagomorpha, Ochotonidae. Gene Ontology annotation, biological process: negative regulation of insulin secretion; negative regulation of catecholamine secretion; defense response to bacterium.